UUUUGGUUUGGAAUGUAUGUAGAUAUUUAAAGUUUCCCAAAAAUCCUGCUGGACACUGAAUCUGGAUUCUGGAGAAGAGAUCAUUAAAUUCCGAUUUAUUUUGAUUAAUCACCGCAAUCUUUAAAUUAAAUGAAGGAGCCGCAACAGGACACCCUUUAGAGCAAGAGGCUUAUGGAAUAUAAAACUUAAUAUUUGAUUUGAAUCCAGUGGAUUAUUACAUAAAUAACUUAACUCACUCCAUAAGCUUAGUAUUAUUGAGUCCAGGAGAUCUACAAGUUCCUUUAUUGUUAAAAAAAAUGGACACUAGGAUACCCCCGUAAAUCUUUACUUCCUUGAACAAAUUCCGUGGUAAUAUGAUCCCGUUUGCAUGGAAGACGUAAGUUAACGUAACAAGAUGCAGCAGCAAAGGGCCUCCCCAAGGACCUCCAUGGAGGCCAAGGAGGAAGGAGAUCCGGGACCAUCUGGGCCUCCAACAAGAGGAAGACCAACAUCAAAACUAAAAGUGCUCGGGCGUAGUCACGCUGUCCACGAACAAUCUCCUCCAAGAGAACCAUCGUCUGCUGCUGCUGCUGCGGGAGCAGGAGACCCUCCUCCAUUACAAUCCCCGCCAACCGUGGUACUAUCACCGUCACCGCCUGACGAGGAACGAUGUGCAAUCAGCGGUAGUGCGUCACCAAAUACUUUGGUAGCCACGCCGAACUCUAGAUGUUCUCCUCUUUGUGAUAACCCGGGGGCCUACGAAAGGUUACACCCCGUAGAGGGUGAACUGCCUCCGAGUCCGAAAUAUGUUAAUGCCAAAGGUGGUGGUGGUGCUGGUGGUGGCACUUCCAUGCAACUGAACAAAUCUAGUCAAGUGGGCUCUAGAAGUAAAAAAUACUGCGAGUGUCAAAACCAAAACUGCAUAAAAUGCUUAAAGGAGCGAGGAGGAAAUAAUAAUAACCAUAGUAAUGCCGUUAAUAAUAUGGGGAGCCCUAACACGCUUUAUCCCGGUAAAAAUAGAGGGAAACUGAGGCAACAAAGCUCCUCACAAACCAGUUUGAGCUUUGACAGUUCGACGGGGAAUAGUCCGUGUUUAUCUAGAGAUAACAGUGCAGAUUAUUACACCGACACCACUGGGGUAGACUUAGAGCAAUUCAUUCCGGACACGAUAAACAGAAAUCCGAAAGAUAGGGCUCUCAUGUUACGUAUAGAGGAAGAAUUAAUUGGUCUAGUCAACGACAAGUUUCAAACCCACUAUAAAUUUCCACCAAUGACGAGCUACCAUCGUAUGCUGGUCCAUCGAUGCGCCGCUUACUUUGGUAUGGAUCAUAACAUUGACCAGUCGGGCAAGUGCAUUGUAGUGAAUAAAACGAAAAACACCAGGAUCCCCGAUGUUAGAUUUAAAGAACAUAUUAAAGAAAUGUUUAACGAUGAUCCUCCUAGAAGAUCGAUUCUUAAACGAGACUCGAACAGUAUUGAGGACUAUUGUUUUAAAAGUCCCGAGAGGGGAGGCUACGGUUUAGAUGGGAGAAGAAGCAAAAGUUUCGAGGAACGGGAGGAGGAGUACGAGAGAGCGCGAAGACGGAUUUUCAGAGGCGACAUGCACGACUCUUCAGAGGAUUUCGGCUGGUCCGAGAUCCAAUGGUCGAGCACAGACAGCGAUUAUGCACGAUACAGGCUUCAUCCUCCGGAGAUUCAAAGCAGGCAACUUAGGAAACUCUUAAAGGUUCAUUCAGAAGAAACGGAACAAUCGAUGCGACCGUGCGUCGCGAAAAGUUACAGUUUCGGAGGCUACGGGGGCAGCGUGUCCAUUUUAACUAGAGGCGAUAGUGUUAUGUCUACCCAUAGCGCACCUGGACCCAGGCUACUCACUAAACAAGAUUCAGGAGCAAGUUCGGUGUCGUGGCGCCUUAGUCCCUCCAGUUCCGGAUACAAAUCCCAAUCGCAGAUGUCUGAAUCGGUGACUCCGAGUCCUACUUCGACUCCUCACCCCGCUGGCGAAGGAGAGGAGCCUUACAACAGAGGUUAUAUAAACAAAGGAAGCAACCAUGUGGUUUGGGCUGUCACCGAUUUAAAUAACGUCCCCAAAGGGAGCAUUAUUAUAAAUCCAGAAACUGGUAAGCCAUACAAAAACGAGGACGGCACGAUAUAUUAUUACGACCCUAUAAAACCAGCACCUGGAAUUUUAGCUGUGGAUCUCCCCACUUCCCGUUCCACCGAGAAACUCGAGGAAUCUCGCACUAUCGAGAAAGAGAAAGCACCAGUCUUAUCAUCGUCAUCGCCCAUACAUGAAAAAACAUCCAGCUCAAAACAGUCUCCCUCGAAAGUGAAAUCCAGUUUCACAAAUACGGCGACGAGUCCCAGCUUGCCUUUUUCACCGCCCCUAUCGACUUCUUCCUCUGUAAUAAAUUCUUGCGAUAGUGCCUCGAACUUGCCCCAGCCACACUACCAAAACUACCCGAACGUUUCUUCAGAGGGCGCCAUGCCUACUGUUUAUCCGCAGCCCUACAUCGUUUACACUGCCUCACCUUAUACUCACAUGCCCAUUCAACAAUCGUAUGACGCCCGAAUGGAUCAGCCAAGUAUGGCAGACAUAGGCACCACGUAUUACAUGCAGGAGGGAGGUGGACCUGCAACUGCCCAACCGAUCGCGUAUCAAACGACGCCAUCGGGACCAUACUGGAACCAAUCGGCGACACCCGUUAAUUUUUAUGCCGCAGCGGGACCGCCCGCCAGUCAGACCCCGCCACAUCAAAGAUAUUCGGUGCAGGUGCCACCACAAGGACAGACGGCAUACGUUCCUGCCGGGUAUCCCGCUACUGUAAACUACGUGACGGCACCACCAGGACCUUCCCAUCAAAGUCAAACUCCUCCAGAAAUGAUGCCUGUGUAUCCCAACCACCAUCAUCAUCAUCAUCAACCUGUACAGAUGGUAUAUCAACCCAAUCCACCAGGUGCUGCUACUGCUGCUGCUGCCACUGUACUUUAUCCAAAUCAACCAUCUCUUAUUUAUACCAAUAACUCGGCGAUCUACCCUACAACUGGUUAUGGUACCCAAAGUAUAUCCUACCCUCAGGGGGGCACCCUUACUCCGAGCGGUACCUCUUCCGUACCGAUCACGCCAUUCGACACCGCCACUCCAAACGGUUUCGUUCAGUUGACUCACGGAAUGCAACAGAUGAAUUUAGGAGGAACCAAUCAAGCCGGGAACCCACGGGGAUUCGUGCCUGUGAACGCUAAAUGCAUGACAUCAUUCGAUACCGCGAUGCGUCGCAAUUCCCUCGCGAAGCAACAGUCGCAUUACGGGGGUGGCAAUGUGGGGACGGCGUCGAAACAGUCGCAGCGACCGCCGCCGUUCGUGAUAGGCGGCGCGGGGGGCGGCAUGUCCAUGGGUCAGAGUCACAGCGGGAGCACGGGGGGAACGAACUCGCCCGCCGGUACCGUCGUUGCUCCCGGUUAUUGUCCCGCGCACCAGUACCAAACUCCGCCGCCCAGUACUCCGCCCACGCCGCAGUUUAUUUUUAGUCAACCGGGAUACGGACCGAGAUUGAUUAGACAGAUGAGCGGCGAAAGAGGACCGACUCCCGGCACGGCUAAGAGUAGCAGAUCCCCCACUCCCGCUAGUGACGUUACUCACUUAGAAAGACAACGGUUCACCUUUCCCCCUAAUAUCUACCACGGGAUGCCCAUGCCGUAUAUUGUACAAUCAGACCCUCGUCUUGUCGGUCGAGGACAGCCGAACGUUUAUAGACAGCCGACCCCGCCCAUCGUCCAAAAUAGGCCGCCGUUCACUUUCCAUCAAGGGUUUUAUAAUAACCAGAAAAACAGGAAGCCAAAAGUGACUAAACCGAAUAGUCUACCGCCGACGGGAAAGUAGACACCAUCCUGUUUUUUUUUACACUUUUUAAAUUAAAACCGUAAAUUAUCGUACAUGUAAACAUCGAUACCGUAGGCUGUCCGCGAUUUUUAUUUUCUGUUACAAUAAAAAGUGAGGUGCCAUGUUCCUUAUUUAAAAUUUAGAUUCUAUUGUUUUUGAAAAAUAUUUUCAAAAAAAAAAUCGUUUGUGCUGUGUUUUUAUUUAAAUUAGCUUAACCCUUAAAAAUGCUCAAUUUUUGCUGUAUUAUAAUAGAUCUGUACGUGCGCACACUUUUUUUUAUAUAAUCAUUGUUUCGAACGCUUUUAUUAAUAACGUCUCGCACACAUAAGGGACCUAUUCACUUUGACAAAUAAAAGUUAGCUUAAGCACAAAAAAAAAACAAUUUUUCUUAUUAGGACGUUUUGACCAAAGACACUUGAUUGACACAAGAUAAUUUAGAUGUUACGUUCAAAAUCACAUAUUGUAAAUUUUAAAGGACUAAUUAAUUAUGAAGAGUUUUGUCAAAACUUCCGCAUACUUUUUUUUUAAUGCUUAUUCCCUACUCUUAGAAUAAAACCUUUUGACAAUCUUAUACUUUUCUGUACGAUAAGUUGGAUUAAUAAGGGAGUUGUGUAUUUGCUUUUUUUUUUUUACUACACCACGUUCACUUCGGAACGUUAGAAAUUCAAUUCUUACGUCGUCUCACUGCCAAAUUUCUAAUUGCUUUUAUUAAUCCAACGUAUACUUAGUAGGCGGCUCACUGAUCUCAAUCUCGUUUUUAUGGUUAAAACUCACCUUAUUGAGCCACCCUAUACGCCUCUUAGUAUUAUCAUUAAUUAAUACGCAGUAUUUAUUUUAUAGACGUCCACUGUGGUGGGUAACUUUUGAGAAAACAAAGUUUGAUGAACCUGAUUUUAUAAAAUUAUAACGGACUUAAUUUAUGUAUACACGAUUGGGAAUUUUUUUCUUAAUGAAUUUAAAGUUUAUUGACAAGAAUUAAUAAUAUAAACUGUUGUUGAAUUUUAUUAGUUUGUGUAGCAGAGCUUUUGUAUUGGAAUAUUGGUGUUACAAAUUAAGAAAAUAAUGCUCCCCCCGAUUUCUCUUAGUUGAAGUGUUAUUUUUUUAAUGCAUUAACCUUUUUUCUUUAACGGUCCAAGUUUAUACAGGGUGUUUCAAAUUCGACCCUCAAUAUGGGCUUAAUACCUCAACAUCGAGCUUAACAGUAUGCCGUUUAAAAAAUCCCUAAUGGUUCCGAAUAUAUUCGAAAAAAAAUCGAAAUUUUGAAAAAUCGAUCUUAUUUUCACUUUUUUCGUGCCACCUGAUGAUGUUUUUAGAUUUUUAAUAAGACGUUUCAUCUUUUGUCAAUCAUAUUCAAAUCGGUUUUUUCUUAUCGGCACCAUAUUGGAUUUUUACAUUUUUAAAACCUGUGCAAAGUCAUUUUAUUAACGAUAUAUCACAAGCUAUAUUUAUUUUUGGUAAAAACCCGAAUUUUUGGAAAAAACUAAAUUUGCCACAGUUGUCUGUGAUAAACUAACAAGAGAAUAUAUGAGUACACUAAAUGCAAAACUCGAAAAAAAUUUGCAAUAGAAGCAAUUUUUCAGGAAGCGCAAAAAUCUUUAAAAAAAUUAUUUUUAGUGUUAUGUAGUUGGGAAAAUGUUUGGUGGAUGAGUCUAUCUAAAUUCUUUCGAUUUGUGUUUACUUUUUAAAUCAUUACUUAUUUAUAAAUAAGAAAAAAGGAAAUAAUGUUUGAAAAUACACAGUUUUGCAUUUAUUUUUUGCAAAUACCAAAAACUAUGUUUUGUGAAAAAGUUUAUUAAAGAAUACAACACAAAUUCUAAAUAAUUUUUAAGAACAAAAUUUAUUUCUCUAAAUUCCUAUUUUUUAGAAAAAUGCAAAAAAGUACCAAAAGUCCUUAAACAGGUUAGAUCCUAAGUCCUUCAUAUUCUUCAAUGACCACAUUAUUAUCAUUUUCAUUUUCUUCAUUUUGUUAAUCUUCUUCAGCUCCUCUCUGUUGGUAAUUAUGAACUGCGUUCUGAAGAUCCUUGUAAAAUUCCAAUUCUGGAUUGCUAGCCCAGUCCAAUCCAAAAUGAUUCUUUAGUCAAUUAAAAAUAGAGGACUGUUUUCUCUAUACAGGACUCUAGCAAUUUGUCAGUAAAAUAUUUGGAAAAAAAAUCCAAGGGACAAAUUUCUUACCUCGGAUUGAGAGGGUUGAAAAAAGUGAAUUGAAGGUGACAUUUCAUACAUUCAUUUUAUCCACCUUAUAUCUUUUUUUUUUAUAUAGGAUUUUGUGAAUCAAAAUACUGCUUGGCAUAUUCAGAGGCUGUCUGGCAAGAAGCAACUUCAGAUUUUUCGGAGCUUACACUCGGGUCUGGGAUGGCUUCAUUGAAUGAAGAAUCUUCCAAGUUAUUGAGACAAGGGUUAGUAGGACUCUCAAAAAGUUCAUCUAAAAUACAAGAAUUUGUUUGCAAUAACUCGAAAAAUAAAACUAUUUUUAUGUUAUUAUACCUCUUGAGGAUACAUUAUAGAACAUGAGUUCAAACAACUCGUUGUCCCCUAAUGGUUUAGUCCAAUAUCUGUCAGUCAUGACGUACACUAUAAUGUACAUAAUUUUAAUUCAUCAUAUCUACUUAUCGAAUAAUCUUUUUGCAAAAUACUAUUAUUUUGUGCUUACCUGAUCUAAUAAUUAUUAUAAUAAAAAUAUCUAACGCCUUUUUGUAAAAGAAAUAGCGUAAAAAACUUUGUAAAGAUUAAAGAAGCACGUGUCUAAAGAGAAUAUGCUGGGCAACACAAAUAUCAAUAUUAUCAAACGUUCAUAUUUGUACUUGACGCGAUAUCUAGAGAAUUAAAGUAACACUACAAUACUUUCGUGUACAACGUUACCAUCACCUAUUCGAAACCAGCUACACGGAUUAAAUCUUAUGAAAGUAGGCGUACACUGUAGUGUACACCAUAACUUAAAGGGUUAAAACCACACGUGGCAUACACAAAAUUAUCAUUAAUUUCCUAUCUAAUACUAACAUAAAGUAUGACAAAAAUAAUAGUUAAAACCAUUAACCAAACAAGCUGUUUAACCCAAACGGGCUUUUCAUGAUUGGCUUCUUUUCAAAUGCAGUUGGAUAAAUAAUUCCGGCGAUAGUAAUUUAUACACUGAGACUGAAAAAAGAAAAAGUUAAGCUGACCGCUAGAGGCGAUGCCAAGAUAUGUAGGACAAUUGAAAACUGAAUACACUAAAAAUUGAAUAACUAGGAAGGAAGAUGGGUAUUACAAGAUAAGUGGCUUAAAGUCUGUGGUUCUUGAAGCGUAGAAAUGUUCCAAAAAAAAAAACACUUUUUUUAACAACACAAAUGUAGUUUCCCUUUUGGUUAAUUGGCGCGUCACUAAUCCUUUAUUUCCCAUUUCGGAUAUUAUAAAAUGUGAUGAGAUGCCUCCUCUCAUGGCGAGUAGUAGUUGGGCCAUAUUUAGCAUAUUCAGUACUUCUGUGUCAUUGUAAUUAUCCAAAAUACUCAAUUUAUAUGCUAUUUGGUUUACAAAUUUGUCUUCAACUAGUUGCAGAGCAUCAAUAAAAAAUUAGAAGAAACAUACUCUAAAUGACCCGGGUACAGUAGAGUGUUUUUAAAUCGGCAGUAUUUGUGAACUCUUAAGUAGACUUCAAGCCAAUAAAACCAAAUCGAUUUAAUUUAUACGAUAUAGAUAUUACUUGUGAUACAUCAUUAAAAAGAAAAUUUUGCAACGAUUUUUAAAAUGCAAAAAAACCGAAUAUAGCGCCUAUCAGAAAAUACAAAAUUGAUGAUGGUCGGCAAAAGACGAAACGUCGUAUUAAAAAUCUAAAAACCCCAUCAUGUACUUUUUAAAAAUUUCGUAUUUUUUCGAAUGUCUUCGGCACUAUUCUGAAUUUUAAGUCAAAUUUGAAACACCCUAUAUAGAGACUUUUUAAGCGAUCAAACAUAAUUGUUAUGUGCGCGACAUAAUCCAUCCAUCAUUAUUUCCUUCGUUUGUUUCGCUGACUAAAAGUAUGAUUAGGAUGACGUAUGUAGUAGUCAUGUACUUAGUAAUGCCACUUGUCAAUAUAUAUGUCUUAGGACCCUGAAAAGUUACAGAUUUAUUAUAUUGAAUUUUUUACUACUGUCUCUGUAUAUUAAAAGUUGUUUUUAUCCUUGCGAGUUGUUUACAUAUAUUGUAUACAUAAUAUAGAAACUUUCCAGUUAACAAA
Messenger RNA from Anthonomus grandis grandis, 8045 nucleotides. RefSeq names its product cAMP-regulated phosphoprotein 21 (gene enc). Lineage: Eukaryota; Metazoa; Arthropoda; Insecta; Coleoptera; Curculionidae. The transcript has 22 exons. The coding region runs from base 395 to 3856 and encodes 1153 amino acids. The record is from RefSeq and is a predicted model, not a curated record. Gene Ontology annotation, molecular function: nucleic acid binding.